Aspergillus mulundensis is the source of this 420-nucleotide messenger RNA. RefSeq lists its product as uncharacterized. The transcript is spliced from 2 exons. The record is from RefSeq and is a predicted model, not a curated record. The coding region runs from base 1 to 420 and encodes 139 amino acids. NCBI's taxonomy places the organism in Eukaryota, Fungi, Ascomycota, Eurotiomycetes, Eurotiales, Aspergillaceae. Gene Ontology annotation, molecular function: zinc ion binding.
AUGGCUCUAUCUUUCCGCUUCUUCCGCAAUCUCCGUGCCCUUCAUAGUGCACUCCCACAACCACAGACCCAACCAUCUCUCUCCCGCGGAGCUUCACGCCUCUAUUCCCAGCUCAGUCUCAGUCGCCACUCACGACCAUUUGCUCCAACACACCUCCUCAACAAGGCUACAAACAGAGCAGCUCCAGCUAUCCCGGCAUUCACAUCUAUCCGCCACAACUCCGACGCCCCCUCCUCCAAACCACUCACCGACCGCUCCGCAACCGCGGAGCAAGAUGCAGAGGCCGAAGCGAUAAACGAGAGGCGCCGGGCGCAAGAACCCGCAUACCAGCUCACAUUCACCUGCAAGCCGUGCGGGGAGCGCUCUUCACACCGUGUCUCGAAGCAUGGGUACCACCGCGGCACUCAAGACGUUGGAUGA